AUGUCUCAGGAUCAUAGUCAAUGCCGCUGUAACACAUUUCAGACAAUUCUUCAUACUGCAAAUUGGGCGAAGCUUUGGCCAGAGGAAAGACUCGAGGCAAGCUCCAAACCCCUCUCGGACCCGAGUAGCAUCAUGGAUACGGCCAAUUUCAACAUGGGCCAGUACCGAAUCUCCUGGUGUAUCCGAGGCGACAAUACCCCGGAAUACGCCGACUACCUUCGGUACCUGAAUUUCUGGGAAUUGUUCCGCGAAUUUCCCAAAGGCAAAACACUUGAAGUAUUCUACAAGGAAGCUCUCAGUUGA
Molecule: messenger RNA, 303 nt
Organism: Penicillium samsonianum
Lineage: Eukaryota; Fungi; Ascomycota; Eurotiomycetes; Eurotiales; Aspergillaceae
Exons: 1
Coding region: 1-303 (100 amino acids)
Source: RefSeq, a predicted model, not a curated record